Myotis davidii is the source of this 1568-nucleotide messenger RNA. RefSeq names its product PX domain containing 1 (gene PXDC1). The record is from RefSeq and is a predicted model, not a curated record. The annotation marks the transcript as partial. The transcript is spliced from 5 exons. Lineage: Eukaryota; Metazoa; Chordata; Mammalia; Chiroptera; Vespertilionidae. Gene Ontology annotation, molecular function: phosphatidylinositol binding.
AUCCGCACCGAGUGGUCGGACCGCACCGUGCUCUACCUGCACCGCAGCUUCGCCGACCUGGGCCGCCUGUGGAAGCGCCUGCGGGACGCGUUCCCCGAGGACCGGCCGGAGCUGGCACGCGCGCCGCUGCGCCAAGGACUGGUAGCCAUAAAGGACGCCCAUGACAUAGAGACCAGGCUCAACGAGGUGGAGAAGUUGCUGAAGACCAUCAUAAGCAUGCCAUGUAAGUAUUCUAGGUCAGAAGUCGUGCUCACCUUCUUUGAAAGAUCUCCUCUGGAUCAGGUGCUAAAAAAUGACAGUGUGCAUAAAAUUCAACCCAGCUUUCAAAGUCCAGUGAAAAUUUCAGAGAUCAUGCGGUCCAACGGGUUUUGUUUAGCAAAUACGGAAACUAUCGUUAUCGACCACAGUGUACCCAACGGGAAAGAGCAGCACCUGGGUGUGGAUCCCGCAGAGCAUUUGUUUGAGAAUGGCAGUGAGUUCACCUCCGAGCCGGAGGACGGCGAUGACCCAGCAGCUUAUGACACCAACCUGUCCUAUUACCACCUGGUCCCCUUUGAGACGGACAUUUUGGACUGAGUCAUCAUGGGCCCUCCUCAGCCCUCAGCUGCUGUUCAGUGGGCCCUGUCCCACCAGGCCCCCAUGCCUGCACUGACUGAGCACGGCUCUGCUGCCAGGCCCGCACCGAGACCUGGUGUUCUGUGGUGAGUGGAGUAGUGGGGUUUCUGGGGUUAGCACCGACCCCACGAUCUCCAACAGCCAGGAGUCAGGCCCGGAGUCCCCGACGCCUGCUGCUGAGGAAGGCCCUCUCCCACUGCACACCCCCGGCCUGUUUCUGCAUUCCUAGGACUCGCUCGCUCCCCGUGUGGAGGAGCCACAAGUGCCUGCAAGACAUCACGAUGCCAGGGGGCCACCCAGGGCCUUGCUGGGUUCCUCCUUGCCUGUGACUGCUUCCUGGAAGGAGCCUCCUCCUGGUGCAGGGGCCCAGGGCCAGGCGCCCCUCCCUCCUGCCAUCCCCAGCACAAGCACACAGAACAACCCACGUGAGAUCCUGUUGAGUCCCAAGUUCUGGGCGACACAGGCAGGGCAUAUUAAGUAACCAGCCUUUUCCUGCGAAGCUGGGUGUGUGGCUUCCAUUUGUUUUUCACCUUUUGUCUGGAAACUGAGGGCUGGCUUUGUGUCAGCCACAGUGGGUGUUUACCGAAGGGGAACUGUGGAUGGGGACAGGAACGGGGGACCAUUGAUCAUGGGGUGCUUAUGAGUUGGGGCUGAGUUAGUGAUGCUGCUCAACAGGAAGAGAACCUUGCCUUGCCUGCCAGCAUCUCUUCAGGGUCACAGUGCUGUGGCCACCUGGGCCCCGAGGUUUGUCUCCUGGUUACUAGCUCUCCACGAUGGAACUGCCAUAGUAACGUGAGGGGAGAGAGUGAGAGGAAAGCCACGCACUCGGCUUGCCCGUUUUCCUCUGCCCUCAGGGAGGGUCUGGGGUCUGCGUGCUUAUCUUCUUUAUUUCUUCAGUGUCUACUAAGGACCAACAUCUGCUAAUGUAAAUAAUAAAUUAUUGAAAAUCCUAA